This is a messenger RNA of Capra hircus (goat), 4312 nucleotides long. It is a transcript of the gene STAG3, whose product is annotated as stromal antigen 3. Gene Ontology annotation, molecular function: chromatin binding. Gene Ontology annotation, cellular component: chromatin; cohesin complex; nucleus. NCBI's taxonomy places the organism in Eukaryota, Metazoa, Chordata, Mammalia, Artiodactyla, Bovidae. The transcript is spliced from 33 exons. The coding region runs from base 197 to 3919 and encodes 1240 amino acids. Gene Ontology annotation, biological process: sister chromatid cohesion. The record is from RefSeq and is a predicted model, not a curated record.
UUUUCUGUUUUUUUUUUUAAUUGACGUAUAGUUGAUCUACAGUGUAUUAUCCCUCUUAUUUUGCGCCCCCACCCCCACUCCCUGAGUUCCAGAGCCAUUCCCAUGUAAAGAAGGGGGAUCAUUGGAGCUGGGAAUGGAGACGUGAUGGGUCAGGACGCCUUCCUCCCUCUUCCCUCUUACCCGAAGCUGGACCACCAUGCCCACCCUUCGGUCGUCCUCCUCCCGGUACCAGAGCUCCUCCUCCCCGAGCAGCACGUCCUCGCCGCUGCGCAGAGCGGUAGCAGCUGGACGGAGGAGCGGGUCUGCUGCUUCUAGUUCUUCUGUGUCUGUCGCUGUGCCCUGCGAUGACGGGGACUCGAAGCGGACUUCAGAGGGGGAUAGUGAAUCUUUGUCAGCUGGUGAAGGCAGUGAUUUCGAAGACAGCUUGAGACGAAAUGGGAAGAAGAGAGCAGCAAAACGUCCACUCAAACCAACCCCAGCAAAACUUCCAAAGAAGAGGUCCCGAACAGUACGUGCUCAUGGUCAGAAAGAGUCGGAGCCGCCAGCCAGUGAUCUCUUUGAUGCUGUGAAAGGUGCCAAAAGUGACAUGCAGUCUUUGGUAGAUGAGUGGCUGGAUAGCUACAAGCAAGACCAGGAUGCCGCAUUCCUGGAGCUCGUUAACUUUUUCAUCCGGUCUUGUGGAUGUAAAGGCACUGUGACCCCUGAGAUGUUCAAGACGAUGUCUAACUCAGAGAUCAUCCGGCACCUAACUGAACAGUUUAAUGAGGAUUCAGGAGACUAUCCUCUGACAGCUUCAGGCCCAUCCUGGAAGAAGUUCCAGGGCAGCUUCUGUGAAUUUGUGAGAACAUUGGUCUACCAGUGCCAGUACAGCCUCCUCUACGAUGGCUUCCCCAUGGACAACCUCAUCUCCCUGCUCACUGGCCUCUCAGACUCCCAGGUCCGUGCCUUCCGUCACACUAGCACCCUGGCUGCCAUGAAGCUGAUGACCUCCCUGGUAAGAGUUGCCCUCCAGCUGAGUCUGCACAAGGACAACAAUCAGCGUCAGUACGAGGCUGAACGGAAUAAGGGUCCGGGACAGAGAGCGCCUGAGCGGCUCGAGAGCCUGCUGGAGAAACGCAGAGAGCUUCAAGAGCAUCAAGAGGAGAUUGAGGGGAUGAUGAAUGCCCUUUUCAGGGGUGUCUUUGUACAUCGGUACAGGGAUGUCCUUCCUGAGAUCCGUGCUAUCUGCAUUGAGGAGAUUGGAUCUUGGAUGCAGAGCUACAGCACCUCUUUCCUCACUGACAGCUACUUAAAAUAUAUUGGCUGGACCCUGCAUGAUAAGCAUCGAGAUGUGCGUCUGAAGUGCUUGAAGGCUCUCAAGGGGCUGUAUGGCAACCAAGACUUGACUGCGCGCCUGGAGCUCUUUACCAGCCGCUUUAAGGACCGGAUGGUUUCCAUGGUCAUGGACCGGGAGUAUGACGUGGCAGUGGAGGCCGUUAGGUUGCUGAUACUUAUCCUCAAGAGCAUGGACGGGGUGCUGACAGAUGCAGACUGCGAGAGCAUCUACCCUGUCGUGUACGCCUCUAACAGAGCCCUGGCCUCUGCUGCAGGGGAGUUUCUGUACUGGAAGCUCUUCUACCCUGAGUGUGAGACAAGAGCGCUGGGCGGGAGGGAGCGACGCCGAAGUCCACGCCCCCGGAGGACUUUCUUCUACCUUCUGCUGUCCUUUUUUGUGGAGAGUGAGCUUCAUGACCACGCCGCAUACUUAGUUGACAGCCUGUGGGACUGUGCGGGGCCUCUGCUGAAGGACUGGGAGAGUCUAACAAGCCUGCUGCUGGAGAAGGACCAGAACCUGGGCGAUGUACAGGAGAGCACGCUGAUAGAAAUCCUUGUGUCCAGUGUCCGGCAAGCUUCAGAGGGCCACCCACCUGUGGGACGGGUCACAGGGAGGAAGGGCUUAACCCCAAAAGAACGUAAGAUCCAAGCUGACGACAAGGUGAAGCUAACUGAGCAUCUCAUCCCCCUGCUCCCCCAGCUCCUGGCCAAGUUCUCAGCUGACGCAGAGAAGGUGGCUCCCCUGCUGCAGCUUCUCAACUACUUCGACCUCAACAUCUACUGUACCAGGCGCUUGGAGAAACACCUGGAGCUGUUCCUGCAGCAGCUCCAGGAGGUGGUGGUGAAGCACGCGGAGCCUGCGGUGCUUGAGGCUGGCGCUCACGCCCUCUAUCUGCUGUGUAAUCCUGAAUUCACGUUCUUCACCCGGGUGGACUUUGCCCGCAGCCAGCUGGUGGAUCUCCUGACAGACCGCUUCCAGCAGGAGCUUGAAGAACUGCUUCAGUCGUCCUUCCUAGAUGAAGAUGAGGUAUACAGUCUGGCAGCCACUCUGAAGCGCCUCUCUGCCUUCUACAAUGCCCACGACCUAACCCGCUGGGAGCUUUAUGAGCCCUGCUACCAACUCCUCCGAAAGGCUGUGGACACAGGAGAGGUUCCUCACCAGGUGACCCUGCCAGCCUUGACUCUUGUCUAUUUUUCCAUUCUUUGGACACUAACCCACAUUUCUGGAUCAGAUGCUUCCCAGAAGCAGCUGUUGGAUUUGAAGGGCAGGAUGGUGGCCUUCUGUGAACUCUGCCAGAGCUGCCUCUCAGACGUGGAUUCUGAGAUCCAGGAGCAGGCUUUUGUCUUGUUAAGUGAUCUGCUUCUCAUCUUCAGUCCUCAGAUGACUGUAGGGGGACGAGAGUUCCUUAGGCCUCUUGUCUUUAUUCCUGAAGCCACUCUGCAGUCUGAGCUGGCCAGCUUCCUCAUGGACCACGUCUUCAUCCAGCCUGGGGAGCUGAGCAGUGGUCAUUCCCAGGAGGAUCGCUUACAGAUUGAGCAGCUGCACCAGCGGCGCCGCCUCCUGGCUGGGUUCUGCAAGCUGUUGCUUUAUGGGGUGCUGGAGAUGGACGCAGCCUCGGAUGUUUUCAAACACUACAACAAGUUCUACAAUGACUAUGGUGAUAUUAUCAAGGAAACAUUAACUAGAGCAAGGCAGAUUGACCGAAGCCACUGUUCCCGAAUCCUGCUGCUCAGCCUCAAGCAGUUAUACACAGAACUGCUGCAGGAACAAGGGCCCCAGGGCCUGAAUGAGCUUCCAGCUUUCAUCGAGAUGAGGGACCUGGCCAGGAGAUUUGCCUUGAGCUUUGGACCCCAGCAGUUACAGAACCGUGACCUUGUGGUCAUGCUACACAAGGAAGGCAUCAAGUUCUCCUUGUCUGAGCUUCCUCCAGCUGGCUCCUCCAGUCAGCCCCCAAAUCUGGCAUUCCUGGAGCUCCUUUCGGAGUUCUCCCCCCGACUCUUCCAUCAGGACAAGCAGCUGCUACUGUCCUACCUGGAAAAGUGUCUGCAGCGUGCCUCCCAGGCACCUGGUCGUCCCUGGGGUCCAGUCACCACUUACUGCCACUCCCUCAGCCCCGGAGAGAACACGGCAGAGGUCAGCCCUCAGCGCUACCCCCGCUCCAAGAAGAGGCGAGUUGAAGGGCCCUCCAGGCAGCACAGAGAAGACGUCUCUGCGUCCCAGGAGGAAAGCCUACAGCCGAACAGCAUCCCGGCCACACCUGCCCUCACCUCCACAGCUGUGAAGAGUGGGCAGCCCCUUGGGGCGUCGGAGGAGAUGGAAGAAGGCGGCAGCUCAGAACUGGCAUUUCCCCAAGGCCUGUACAUUUUAGGCAACCCAAGGUCAAGGUCCUUGAGUCCACAGCAUUUCCAGACUCCGCUCAACCCUUCAGGUCCUGGUCUGGGCAAGCAGCUGACCCGGCUCAGCUUGAUGGAAGAGGAUGAGGAAGAAUUAGAAGUUCAGAACGACUCGAAUGAAGAUUGGCAAGGUUCAGGCAAGUCCUCCUCCUCCAGUGAGCACAGGCUGGACCUUUUAGAUUCUACAGAGCUGAACAUGGAGGAUUUCUGAUGUAACCCUAGGUCCUUCCCCAUCUCCAGGACAUGACCACUUAGAAAAGGCCAGCAGAAAAGAUGGAAUGAAAGGAAUCGUUGCUUCCCCACCCCUGGUCUCUGAGGGGAAAGAGGUGGGCUGUGCCUUGCUACCCUGGCCGCCUCUGGCGAUGCUAGACUAGAGCAGUCACAAGCUCCUGUCCUUCCUGGGGCUCCGUCCCUUUCUUUGAGCAGAGUGCCUAUUUUCUGCUGUUUGGAAUUGGUGGGGGACAUCACCUCAGUCGUGGAGAGGGGCACCGCACACCUGUGUUGAAAAUAAGGAGCCCAUAUAUUUUUCUGUAUUGUGGGAAAGUUUCUGAGCUUCGUUUGUGCCCUAUUGAUUUAGCGCAAUAAACAUGUAUGAGUCAGUUGC